Messenger RNA from Colias croceus (clouded yellow), 5512 nucleotides. Its product is annotated as serine/threonine-protein phosphatase 2A 56 kDa regulatory subunit gamma isoform-like. Gene Ontology annotation, cellular component: cytosol; nucleus; protein phosphatase type 2A complex. Gene Ontology annotation, molecular function: protein phosphatase activator activity. Bases 344 to 2020 code for a protein of 558 amino acids. Gene Ontology annotation, biological process: signal transduction; protein dephosphorylation. The record is from RefSeq and is a predicted model, not a curated record. The transcript has 11 exons. NCBI's taxonomy places the organism in Eukaryota, Metazoa, Arthropoda, Insecta, Lepidoptera, Pieridae.
UUGCACCGACAAAUGAUAUCAACCUCAACCCAUAUUUAUUUUUACAGCCAUUAAGACUGUACAUUAAGAGCUAUCUUUCCAAAAAGUUUUUAGUGAUAAUCUUUUUAAAUAUUAAAUUAUUGAGGCAGUUCCUGUUUGACAUUUACAGCAUGAUUCGGAACGCAUCAGUCGCAAUGCCAUUUUGCCAUGACAUGAUUGCCAUGUCAGUUCGUUUAUGGUACGCGGUUCUGUAUAAUUGGCUGUGUUAUAAAUUGAAAUUAAAAUAGUCGUUUUUAGUGGAUCGAACUUCAAAUUAGUGGUGUGAAAGUUUUGGUGUAGUGCUUGUAAAUAAGUGUAGGAAGCGAUGAAGACUAAAACUGAUAAAAAUAAGAACGGCGAGAGCGACACAGAGACCCGUCCAGAGAAGCAGGCCAUCCAACCGCUAGCGAACCGGCCGCCGCCACCCGCGGCGAUCUUGCCGCGGGCCGCCGACAGCCCUCGCCCGCCCGGUUGGAACGGCCAGCCGCGCAGACAGAGCUCCAGCCGCUUCAACGUGCAGAACCACAAUCAGGAGCUGGUCAAAUUACCGCCUAUUAAAGACACACCGGCAGCAGAGCGCGAACAGCUAUUCGUGCAGAAGUUGCGGCAAUGUUGCCUGCUGUUCGACUUCGCGGAGGAGCCGCUGUCGGACCUCAAGUGGAAGGAGGUGAAGCGGGCCGCGCUGCUCGAGAUGGUCGAGUAUGUGACGUCACAGCGCGGCGUCAUCACCGAGGCUAUAUACCCGGAGGCUGUUAAUAUGUUCGCCAUAAAUCUAUUCCGGACGUUACCACCAUCAUCAAACCCCAAUGGUGCGGAGUUCGACCCAGAAGAAGACGAGCCCACACUAGAGGCCGCUUGGCCGCACCUGCAGCUUGUGUACGAGCUGUUCCUAAGGCUCCUAGAGUCGCCGGACUUCCAGCCCAAUAUAGCCAAGAAGUAUAUCGAUCAGAAGUUUGUGCUGCAGUUGUUGGAGCUAUUCGACACGGAAGACCCGCGCGAGCGCGAUUUCCUCAAGACAACACUGCAUAGGAUAUAUGGAAAAUUUCUAGUUCUUCGCGCGUACAUAAGGAAACAGAUUAACAACGUAUUCUAUAAGUUUAUAUAUGAAACAGAACAUCACAAUGGUAUCGCAGAGCUACUAGAGAUCCUAGGUUCUAUCAUCAAUGGUUUCGCGUUGCCGCUCAAGGAGGAACACAAACAAUUCUUAUUAAGGGUAUUACUCCCGUUGCACAAAGCCAAAUCACUGUCGGUGUACCACCCGCAGCUCACGUACUGCGUGGUGCAGUUCCUCGAGAAGGACCCGUCGCUCACACAGCCCGUUGUCAGAGCGUUACUAAAGUACUGGCCAAAGACGCAUUCCCCAAAGGAAGUGAUGUUCCUCAACGAGAUGGAGGAGAUUCUCGAUGUGAUUGAACCGGCCGAGUUCCAGAAGGUCAUGGACCCGCUGUUCCGGCAGCUGGCCAAGUGUGUGUCGAGCCCGCACUUUCAGGUGGCGGAACGAGCGCUAUACUACUGGAACAACGAAUACAUAAUGUCGCUAAUAUCGAACAACGCGACGCACAUAUUACCAAUAAUGUUCCCGUCUCUAUACCGCAACACAAAAAGCCACUGGAACAAGACGAUACAUGGCCUCGUGUACAACGCGCUCAAGCUGUUCAUGGAGAUGAACCAGAAGCUCUUCGACGAGUGCACGAAGCAGUACAAGCAGGAGAAGCAGAAAGAGAGGGAACGUCUCCAGCAACGAGAGGAAUUAUGGCAGCGGCUAGAAGCAGUAGCGGCCGCAAACCCGGCGAGCCAACUCGUCGAUAGUGAUGAGCCUGACGCUGACCUGGAAACCUUGGCGCAAGAGGCCCGAAAGAACCAGAACCACAGCAACGCGUCGAAACCCCUCCUCCGCAAGAAGUCCGACCUGCCCGCAGACGCGUCCACAGUCAAAGCGCUGGUCGAGCACAAGCGCGCUGACCCUUACCUCAGCACGCCGCCCGACGCCGACCGCUGCUAGCGUAGCUUGUGGCACGGGGCGGGUGACACGUGGCACGUGUGGGACGAGUGACAUGUGGCACGUGGAAAAUGUGAAACCUGUGUAGAAUAAGUGGCACGUGUGGAGCGAGUGACAUGUGGAUUACGGGACCUGUGUGGACGCGUGACGUGAAGCAGAACGUGUGUGUGGAAUACGGGACUUGUGUGCGACGCGUGACGUGUGGCACGGGAAAAAGUGACGUGUUGAUCGUGGGACAUGUGAACAAGUGGAACGUGAGACUUGGAACGCGUGACAUGUGGAAUACGGGACCUGUGGACCGCGUUUGGCGGAUAACGCGGGACAUAUGGAACGUAUGACAUGUGGAACGCGUUUAACAUUUGGAACAAGUGAAAUACGUGACACAAGUGAAACGCGUGGACGAAUUGUAUAUGUUAAACAUAAUAUGAAAUAUAUGAAACCAGUUAAAAUGUAAAUGUGAAAUUGGUGGUGAGUUGAUGAUGUGGUUGAACUGUAUUGAAAUGUAUAUGGGCUGAAAUUACAAAGAGUUUUUGAUACAUAUUAGGUACUGUUCGUUAUAUCGUUUAAAUAACCAAAAAAGCAAAAUUUUCUGUUGGUAUUAUUGUAUGUUAUAGUGAUAAGUGGGUGUUUAUAGAGCAUGGACACUGGGCAGUGCCAGGGAACAAUAAAGAGUCAUUGGGUCAACGUCAUAAGAUCAGUAUUUGACUGUAUUGUUAUUUUAUAGGAACAUAUUGUGGUGAAAUGAAGAUCCCUAUUCAGGAAAUCAAGCCAUGCAAAAGCUGCCCUGAGAAGGGUCCUAGUGAUGUUUAAAAUAAAUGUUUGCUCUGUGGUGCUUAUUCCAUUGCCGGCAAAUUAUAGUGUAACUCACCUACAUGACAUUACAAUGUAGGAUGUGUUGUCUAAAACUUGGAUACAAUGAAAACAAACACACGCAGAUUCUUUCUAUAUCUCAAAAUAAUUGAUUGUUGCUAAAAUUGUAUACAAUAAACAAGCUUUAUCUACAAAUAUUAUGCGAUAAUUUAUUAUAUUUAUUUUAGAUGUUAUAGAUGCAUACACAAUAGAUAAUAAUAAAUGUUGUCAAUGUAAUCACAAUUUAUUUAUUGUAACAGAUGUUAGAUUGUAUGGGGUUUUGGAAUGAAUGAAAUGAACACACGUCUAGCAUCUAAGUAGGUUAUAGAUUUUAUUUGGGAAUACAAUGCAAUUAUAAUUUACACAGGCAGUACAUUAAUUCAUUUAGCUUCUGAAUUUAUUAUGCCGGGUACAGACUGGUGAAAUGUAACAUGCAAUGUAACAUGCAAUGGAGCGAUCCGUGAUUUGUCGGCUUUUCGACGAACACAAAGGGGCAAGGAACACGACUACGGGAGGUUCGUAGUGAAUGCGCGUUAAGAGCGCGCUAUGCGUCCACGCUUGCAGCGAACAUGCAAUGAAAGGCAGAAUGUUAUAUUUCAUGUUACGUUUCACCAGUCUGUACCCGGCAUAAAAUUCAAUAUACAUGUAACCUCUAUUGAUAUAUGUAUAAUUUUGAAGUAUUUUACCAAAUUAUCUUAUAGCUUUUCAUUAUUCAUUAAAAUUGUAUCAAAUAUCAAGCUACUUAUUCAUAUUUUAAAAUAAUAUGAAUUUUUACAGCAUUAUUCUGAUGUAAAAUCGAGAAAGUAAUUUUAUCAACAAGAAAUAUUAAAAUUAUUGCAACAAAAACUACAUAAAGACUGUUAUUGAAAAAAAAAAUAAAAUUAGUCGCUGGCGACUGAAGUUAUAUUAAUAUGUGUAAUUAAUCAUUAUUGACUUAAUGCAAUUUUUUCAAAAUUGACAUUCCAAGCUGGUAACAUAAUAAUAUUCAUAGUGCCAAUAUUACACCAGUCUUCAGAUUUUAUAAAAUUGAUAUGAAUUAAUAUUCAAUGAAUUAUUUUUACUUAUUUCUUAAAUCUGCCAUAAUUUAUUUUUGAGCAAGUAUUUUUAUUUUUGUAAAUUUAAUCGAAAACAUGUUUUAUCAUUUUGCAGAAAAAAGUAAUAAAUUAUUAAAUAGGGUAAUAUUUUAUAGCACCAAACCAUAUCCACAAUUAUUCUCUAUUAAAAUAGUACAUAAUAUAAUAUAUAAAAAUCAUACAAAUAUUUUUAAGUAUCAGUAAAUCAACCGUUGAACAGAUAAGUAUCAUAUUUAACAAAAUUAAUAAAGUUUAUAUCAAUACGCCACAUCUAAAAUAGCAUAAAUUUAUCAAGUAGAUAGUCACCCAGUAAUAAAUAUGUUUACUAUUUCUCUAGUUAAAAGAUUAAUGCCUACUGAUGUUCUACUGUGUUCACAUUUGCGUGUAUUCACCUUUAAAAAAUAAAAGUAUAAACUAAGUUAGAAAUCAUUUCUUGACAAAAUAAUUCUGGCAUUUGCCAGACAUACAAUAAUUUAUAAUAUACAAUAAUGAAGGUAUGUAUAUCGUAUGACUAUACAAUUUUUUUACUCUCUAGGAACCUAUGGUUAAAUCACACCCCUAGUAGAUUAUCAAAUCAGUUUCAUUAUUUUUUUUUCAAAAUUAUGUGGAUAUCAAUAGGCUUUAGUCUUAAUUUCAAAAUAAUUAGUGUUAUUAAACAAUUUUCUAUCUUAUCUUAAAUAUCUGUGCUAUUUGUUAAGUGUGAAAUCUCGAGUCUGAUUUUGUGUAUAAAAUACCUAUUUUAAUGUAUUUAUUUUCUAAUUAUACACUUGGACUAAGGCAUGACUGUUUAGAAUCAACUGUUGCUGUAUUUAUUUUAGCUUUGGAGUAUUUAUAAGUUUUAUAUCACAAGGGCUUUAUAAUAGUUAGCGAUAUGAAAUUGUCCAAUGCAAGUACUAUGUAGUUAUAAGUUAAUUUGUUGUAACAUUGUGAAUGUAAAAUCCAAUCAUGUGUCAGUCUUAAUAUAUGCUUUUGUUUAUCUGUAUUUAAUCUAUGUAAUUGUUUAUUCUCGGGUCAUCUCUUUAUCGUCAUAAUAUAGAACUAAACAAAUUAGUUUGGCGAUGCACAAUAGCAAUGUAUAGUUUGCAAUGUUACAAAUAAAAUAACGUCGGUAACACGUAAUGACAGGUCCAUAGGGAAGUCACGACUGUAAAAUAAAUCAUGGCACCUGAUCAACGGCCCAGCAACUACCUUAUUGUUAUUCGUAUUUUACGUAUAAAUUAAGAUUACCGCGUGACUGUACCUGGCCAUUAGCGUAAUUAAAUUAAGGAGUAAAUUAUUAAUAUGCAGUUAUAUUCCGCGGAAGCUUCUGGAAAGCGGUUGAGUGCAAUUUUGUAUGGAUAUUUUUAAGGAGCGCCGGUACAGUCGCGCGGUAAAACGUUAACAGAUCUCUUGAGUGCGAGUGUGAAUGGACUGACUCCGAUAGAAGAUAAUUUGCAACGCUGUUCAACAAAUUGUAAUAAAUUUUUGUAUAAAUAUUUAUAACGAUAAUGUAACUGUUGAAAACAAAGUAUUAUAACAAAUGACAUAUUGUAAGGUGCUUAUGAUUAUCGUUAUAAUACAGAGUUGUGCAUAA